This is a messenger RNA of Symbiodinium necroappetens, 636 nucleotides long. The record is from the annotation of a GenBank genome assembly. NCBI's taxonomy places the organism in Eukaryota, Dinophyceae, Suessiales, Symbiodiniaceae.
AUGGCAAGCCCGGGACCUGUGCACCGGGAUGUUAUCACUUUUCAGCCGAGCGGCAACGAGCAGGGUGCUGUUGGAGUGAUCGGCGGCUUCCCGUGUCAGGGAGUGAGCCAGGCUGGCUACGAGCUGGGUCUUGACGACCCUCGGAGUAGCCUCCUGACCCAUUGCUUUCGCAUCUUUGAUACUUUGGCCAAACCGACCUUCUUGCUUCUCGAAAACGUAGGGAAUCUUCGGUCCAAAGCCCUGAGCGAAGUCUUUGCUUUCGUCGUGAAGGAAUGCCAGAAGAGGAACAUGGAUCUGAAAUGGGCGACGGUCACGGGGAAGCAGUGUGGGCUUCAUGCCUGGAUCUCGGCAAUGCUCUUUGAGAUGCAUCGAGAGCGCAUCUUCCUCUAUAUGUACAAGCCUGGCUGCGCUCUUUUCCGGAAUGGCCGGCCCCUGCAUGAGAUGAGACCCUGCGAUAUGAUCAAUGACGCCUUGCAGCCCUGGUUGAAGUUGAUCCAGCCUCCUGUGACCAGAUGGCUCAGCCGGACACAGGAUGCCGAAGAGAAGAAGCGAUUGGAGGCCCUUGGAAAUGCGGUUGUCCCGCAAUGUGCUCGCCUCGCUAUUCAUCUGAUCAAGCAAGGCAUUAAGAUUGAGUGA